Messenger RNA from Malania oleifera, 2330 nucleotides. RefSeq names its product dihydrolipoyllysine-residue acetyltransferase component 2 of pyruvate dehydrogenase complex, mitochondrial-like. The transcript has 20 exons. Gene Ontology annotation, molecular function: dihydrolipoyllysine-residue acetyltransferase activity. Gene Ontology annotation, biological process: pyruvate decarboxylation to acetyl-CoA. Gene Ontology annotation, cellular component: pyruvate dehydrogenase complex. The coding region runs from base 236 to 1936 and encodes 566 amino acids. Lineage: Eukaryota; Viridiplantae; Streptophyta; Magnoliopsida; Santalales; Ximeniaceae. The record is from RefSeq and is a predicted model, not a curated record.
AGAAAAUUAAAAAUAGAGCGCUGCGGACAUUUUCGAAGCACUGCCCAAUUUCAUUUUCUCUUCCACCAUUAGAGGAGAGCCCUGAGAUCCCUAUAGCGUGUGACUGCGACUGAUUUCGAGCCCUAAAUCCAAAUCCAAUCAAAUCGAGAGCGGUGAUUCUUCGUCCUUGCUCGGUUCUUCGCCUCAAAAGGCGAAACUGUUUCUGUAAAUUCUCCGCUGGUUGGAGCUUGGCACCAUGACAUACGCAACUCAUUUCUUCAAUCACUCUAAAAAAUUAGGAAAUGCUCCCAAUUUACUGCGGUAUGAGCAUGCAAUUUGGGUCCGUUGGUUUUCUUGUGAUCCUUGUUCCUCUCUUAGUAAGGGAGAUGGUCUUUUGAAGACUCGUUCACAUAGUUAUGCAUCCAAAGAAAGGGACAGUGUUUGUAAGUCUUUCACUGGUAGUGUUCGAGGUUCAGCAAGUUCCAGUCCCUGUUAUAGGGCAAUAAAUGCUGACAUCUUAAUGAUGGGUAAAUUAAAGGGAAAUAUUUUGGCUCCAUCAAUGAAAGCGCGGACUCCAUUUGUUGGAUUGGCAGUCAAUGAAGGAAUUUUAUGUUCACAGGUACACCCAAGGAGAGGUUUUUCAUCUGAUUCAGACCUUCCCCAGCAUCAAGAAAUUGGAAUGCCUUCACUUUCACCUACAAUGACUGAGGGUAAUAUUGCAAGGUGGUUGAAGAAAGAGGGCGACAAGGUUUCUACUGGUGAAGUACUCUGUGAAGUUGAAACAGAUAAAGCAACAGUUGAGAUGGAAUGCAUGGAGGAGGGAUAUCUUGCAAAGAUAAUUCAUGGAGAUGGAGCAAAAGAAAUUAAAGUUGGUGAGGUGAUUGCUAUAACUGUUGAAGAAGAAGAGGAUAUCGCUAAAUUCAAAGACUAUCAACCUUCGAAAUCAGGCGGUGAUGCUGCUGCAGCAAAAGGACCAUCUGUUUCUACCCCGCCCAAAAAAGAGGUAGCUGAGGAGCCGGUUAGUUCACCAGAGCCUAAGGUUUCAAAGGACAGGGCAGCUACUCCAGUACAAGAUCGCGUUUUUGCCAGUCCACUUGCGAGAAAAUUGGCUGAAGAUCAUAAUGUACCUCUCUCAAACAUUAAAGGAACAGGUCCUGAUGGGCACAUAGUGAAGGCUGAUAUUGAAGAAUAUUUGGCCACUGGCGGGAAGGAAGUUUCACCAGCAGCAUCCAAGGACUCUAAAGCAGCAGCAGAAUUAGACUACACAGACCUACCUCAUUCGCAGAUACGAAAGAUUACAGCUUCUCGUUUGUUACUCUCAAAGCAAACCAUUCCCCAUUAUUAUUUAACGGUGGAUGCAUGUGUUGACAAACUUAUGGAUUUGCGGAAUCAACUUAAUUCCUUGCAAGAAGCUUCAGGGGGCAAUCGAUUAUCUGUCAAUGAUCUUGUAAUUAAGGCUGCUGCUUUGGCUCUUCGAAAAGUUCCUCAGUGCAAUAGUUCAUGGACCAAUGAUUAUAUUCGCCAGUAUAACAACGUGAAUAUUAAUGUUGCGGUGCAGACAGAUCAUGGGCUGUUUGUCCCUGUUGUCAGGGAUGCUGACAAGAAAGGCUUGUCAAAGAUUUCAGAGGAGGUCAAGCACUUGGCCAAAAAAGCCAAAGAGAACAGUUUAAAACCAGAAAAUUAUGAGGGAGGCACAUUCACCGUAUCAAAUCUAGGAGGGCCCUUUGGUGUGAAGCAAUUUUGUGCCAUUAUCAACCCCCCUCAGUCAGGGAUUCUUGCUGUUGGCUCUGCUGAGAGGAGGGUCAUACCUGGUUCAGGUCCUGAUCAAUUCAAUUUUGCCUCUUUCAUGUCUGUAACACUCAGCUGCGAUCAUCGUGUUAUUGAUGGCGCCAUCGGGGCAGAAUGGCUGAAAGCAUUUAAAGGCUACAUUGAGAAUCCAGAGUCGAUGUUGCUCUAAGCAAAUGUUGGUGCUUCGUGGGUUUUUCCUCAUGGAACAAAGGUUGCGUGGAUUUUGGAAUAAGAGGAUCCAGGCUUUUUAACCAUAUGAAGCUUGCCGAGUAUAAACGACCGAUGCGGCAUCGUGUGCUAGCAGGCGUCAUGUUUUGAUAGUCUCAAUAAUGUUCAUACACGCUUCCCUGUUCUCCAGUUAGCAGGCUUACCACUAGAGCUGUCCUUUUAUCUGUGCAUUGUAUUUAGUUGCCCGUUAACAGUGACAUGCCCUUCUGAGUAAUUUUGAAGAAAUAAUUUUAUACCAUUGUUUGGUAGAUAAGAAUGGAAUUGAUUGAGAGAGAACUGGAAUAAAGUUUUAUUUGAAAAAAAAUUAUAAAAUUAUGAAGAUGGAAUUUAGUCUA